Molecule: messenger RNA, 479 nt
Organism: Magnolia sinica
Lineage: Eukaryota; Viridiplantae; Streptophyta; Magnoliopsida; Magnoliales; Magnoliaceae
Product: ABC transporter G family member 9-like
Exons: 2
Coding region: 37-375 (112 amino acids)
Cellular component (GO): membrane
Molecular function (GO): ABC-type transporter activity
Source: RefSeq, a predicted model, not a curated record
UGGACAACAUCAUGGUGGGACCAGUUCACAGUCUUGAUGAGGAGGGGUGUGAAAGAAAGCAAACAUGAGGUGUUCUCCCCCCUCAAGUUUGGCCAAGUAAUAGUGGUCGCUUUGCUUGCAGGUCUUUUAUGGUGGCGAUCUACCCUGGACCACAUUCAAGAUCAGAUUGGGCUCCUUUUCUUCAUCUCAGGAUUUUGGGGCACGUUCCCUGUCUUCCAGGCUAUCUUCACCUUCCCUCAAGAGCGUGCAAUGCUGACAAAAGAGAGGUCUUCAGGCAUGUACAGGCUCUCCUCUUACUUGAUGUGGAGGAUGGUUAGUGACAUGCCAAUGCUAAAAAACAGAAGAAUUCCACAUGUUGAGAAAAUUAAACAAUAACCUCCAGUGAGUAUUUUAAGACUGAUCAUGCUCUUCUUUCUAAGCUAAUGAUAUUCAUCAUAAUUUAGUUUUCUGUUUUCCUUUUUACAGGAUUGAUGGUAACU